Molecule: messenger RNA, 1911 nt
Organism: Melozone crissalis (California towhee)
Lineage: Eukaryota; Metazoa; Chordata; Aves; Passeriformes; Passerellidae
Product: CBP80/20-dependent translation initiation factor-like
Exons: 18
Coding region: 1-1911 (636 amino acids)
Biological process (GO): regulation of translational initiation
Cellular component (GO): cytosol
Molecular function (GO): RNA binding; translation activator activity; protein binding
Source: RefSeq, a predicted model, not a curated record
AUGGAGAACUCGUUAGUGGCAUCAGCCUCCUCAGAGGCAGGGAGCAGCCACUCUCAAGAGAUCGAGGAGCUGGAGCGUUUCAUUGACAGUUAUGUCCUGGAGUACCAGGUCCAGGGGCUGCUGAUGGAUAAAAUGGAGGGGGAUGGUGAGAGCCAGAAGACGCAGUCCCACAUCUCACAGUGGACAGCGUGUUGUAGUGAGCAGCUUGAUGGCAGCUGUUCCCUAUCCCAAGGGAAGGGCUCAUCAUCUCAUGAACACAGUCAGCCUGCAUGGGAUCACAAUUGCAGCGGGAGCUCAGGCUCCAAGCAUGGGCCCGGAUCCAGGUCUGGCAGCCAUGGAUCUCAGGGAGGGAGAAGCAGCCAGUUCAGGCAAUCAAGCAAGAAUGGCAACAAGGAGAGCUCCCUUGACAUGCUGGGCACGGACAUCUGGGCUGCCAACACCUUUGACUCCUUCAGUGGUGCGACAUGGGACUUGCAGUCUGAAAAACUAGAUUUCACCCAAUUUCACAAGAAGCUGCAAAACAACUCCAAACACCUGUUGCCUCAAAAAGACAGAGAAGGGCUUGGAAAAGGGAAAUUCGAGGAUGGUGAUAGCAUCAACUUAAACGACAUAGAGAAAGUCCUUCCAGUGUGGCAGGGAUACCAUCCACUUCCUCAUGAGUCAAAAAAUUGUAAGACGAAAAGAAUCUUCAGAAGGAGGAAUUUGAGUAGGCGGCGACAGCAGAGACUUCCUGGUGGGAACAAGUCUCAGCAGCAUGCAGAUCAUCAGCAAGGUGGCACCAAACACAACAGGGACCACCAGAAUCUUUACCAAGGAGGCCAGGCCCUUCACUCCUCAGGUAGGACAGGCCACCAUGGCUGCAGUCAGAACCGGAGAUGGCAUCACAACCAGAAGCACUUGCCCAAUGACAAAGAAACACACAGAAAUGCCAAAGAGACAGAGAACUUGAAAAUCAAGGACACCACCAUCUGUGCAGUUCAUAUUCCCUUGGAGAUGCACCGAGGCCUGGAGGAUAUGGAGAAGCAGUCUCAGCAGUACAUCCAAGAGUCAGAGACCAAGCAGAAAGACAGUAUUCAUGAUCGCAUUAGGGAAAGACCCAAGAUCAAUUUGCUUCAGUCUUCCAAAGACAGGCUGCAAAGGAGACUAAAAGAAAAGACGCCUUGUCUUUCCCUUUUCAUGGACCAGGAUGAAGUCACAGUGGAAACCACCAAUCCUGAAAAGAAUAAAAUGAACAAAUUAAUUGAAAUUCUCAAUAGCAUGAGGAACAACAGCAGUGACGUUGACUCCAAGCUCACCACAUUCAUGGAAGAGGCCCAGAACUCUACCAGCUCUGAGGAAAUGCUGGGGGAGAUAGUCAAGACCAUCUACCAGAAAGCAGUGAUGGACUGCAGCUUUGCUUCCACUGCAGCUAAGCUCUGUGACAAAAUGGCCCUCUUCAUGGUGGAAGGAACCAAAUUCCGGAGUCUACUUCUCAACAUGUUGCAGAAGGACUUCACCAUGCAGGAGGAGUUGCAGCAGCGGGAUGUGGAACGCUGGCUGGGGUUCAUCACCUUUCUCUGCCAAGUCUUCAGUACCAUGAGAAGCAGCAUGGGAGAGCCCUUUCGAGUUCUUGUCUGCCCCAUUUAUACCUGCCUCAGGGAGUUGUUACAAUCUCAGGAUGUGAAGGAAGAUGCUGUGCUUUGCUGCUCCAUGGAGCUGCAGAGCAGCGGCUGGUUACUGGAGGAGCAGCUGCCCGAGAUGAUGACAGAGCUGCUGGCGAUAGCACGUGACAAGAUGCUGUGUCCCUCUGAGUCCAUGCUGACACAGUCCCUGCUGCUGGAAGUCAUUGAGCUGCAUGCCAACAACUGGAACCCCCUGAUGCCCACCAUCACUCAGUACUACAACAAGACCAUCCAAAAACUGACAGCCUGA